UCGACUCGGGUCGGAAGGUAAAUUCUACGGUUCGUGCCACAUUCGCAUCAUUGCUAUGAUUGGGGAUUACAAAUAGGAAUUUCCGCAGGACAAGAGGAUAUCGUGUGACCUAGAAGAAACAAUCACUGUGUUGUGGACCAUCGGUCACAACUUUUUUUAUCCUUGUUGUCACAACGUAACUUGAAUGUGCAUCUCUUGCUGCGGAUACAAUUGACGCUGAAAGUAUUAAAGGCAGGGCCAUUCUAAUAAGCUACGUAUCUAUCCUGUCCAUCAUGGGGCCUGAUAUCGACUUUCCAUUCAGCGACCUUCCUAUCGAGAUUAUCUUGACCAUCUGCAAAGACGCAGCCCAGCCGACGUUUUCUCAAAGGGAGAAAUAUGACAUCAAAAAUCCUUACUCGACCGCCCUCUCCUUAUGUCUCGUCUCUCGACUUGUCAGACGCAUCAUCCUCCCCGAUUUCCUGCACACGAUCUUGCUCCGCCGACAUCACAGCUUGAAGAAGUUCGCAAAUGCCCUGCUUAUGCAGAAAGCGUACGCUGAGAAAGAAAGCGAUUUUUUCUUUGACUAUACCUCCGCUAUACAGAGGAUGUGGAUUAGUAACGCAUUUGACUAUUUCGUCUAUGCAGAACCCCGCCCGCCGAACAACGCCAGGUUUAUCCUUUUUAUGGCCCAUUUUUUUUCCUCAAAAACAGACGAGCUCAGGCGCAACAUAAGCGUGUUGCUUCCAGUGAUCCUUGCUGCGACAGAACUUGCUGUUGACCGUCGCCAUUUAAGGCUUGUCAUGAGGAGCGUGCAAGACGCGUGGUCUUCUCGCACAGAUCUCAAUGUCGGCGGACACUCUUCUUUUCCUGGGAAAACCAAAAAUCUAACAAUAAUACGUGAAGGCGAUGACUUGGACACCUGGACAGGCCAGAACCCGGACUUUUUUUCCGAUGAGAUCAAAGAAUCUGUUUUCCUUGCAUCAAUCCCGCAUCUCACUCAUCUAAUCGAUUUGGCUGAGGAAUCAAACACUUUUCGCGGCAUCAGCCAUGGUGUACACUCGCCAGGAAACUCGCUGUUUUUUUGGAGGAAGGACACUACGUGGGCUUAUAUGAAGAGCCUUGAAACCCUUUCAGUGGUCUACCCGCAUCUGCCUCCCCUCCACGAUUUGAAGUCAAUUUCAUAUGCUGCAUAUGCCACAAGGGGAAUAGACUUGCAUGUGGAGCGACUCACGGUAUCUGCUGCCCUUUACAAGCAGGAUCCUGACUCCUUCCCGUGGGGGCCACCGUGGUUUCCUGUGACGGAUCCUGGAAAUAAGAGGAUACAAUCGGAUGGCGUUUCCUUCGAGGUUACGCGUGAUAAGACCUACUGUUCACAGUAUUUUUGCUCUUGGGAGAAAGCUUGGGCCUGUGGGUUAACCGACGGAUGAGGGGUACUGGAUGUUAGGCUGAUGAUGAUAAAGGCUUUGAAAUGACUAUCUUGGAUAUGUGCCCGCUUGCCAUCUGUUUUCUGUCUUACUGUACUUCUAUUGUAGACUUCUCAAGCUCAAUGGAUAGGAUGGAGACUGUACG
Suillus fuscotomentosus is the source of this 1548-nucleotide messenger RNA. RefSeq lists its product as uncharacterized. NCBI's taxonomy places the organism in Eukaryota, Fungi, Basidiomycota, Agaricomycetes, Boletales, Suillaceae. The coding region runs from base 273 to 1406 and encodes 377 amino acids. The record is from RefSeq and is a predicted model, not a curated record. The transcript has a single exon.